Messenger RNA from Notolabrus celidotus (New Zealand spotty), 6037 nucleotides. RefSeq names its product unconventional myosin-Vb. The record is from RefSeq and is a predicted model, not a curated record. Gene Ontology annotation, cellular component: myosin complex; actin cytoskeleton; vesicle. Gene Ontology annotation, molecular function: actin filament binding; ATP binding; microfilament motor activity. The transcript has 35 exons. Gene Ontology annotation, biological process: actin filament organization; vesicle transport along actin filament. Bases 284 to 5281 code for a protein of 1665 amino acids. Lineage: Eukaryota; Metazoa; Chordata; Actinopteri; Labriformes; Labridae.
UUUCACACAGUGCCUGACAGCGGUGAUUCAAACUCUGCACAUUUACUCAAAGAAACCCCUCCAACCAAUCACAGCAUGCUCCCUUCGGAUUAACAGUUAACUUAACAAUCCUCCUGUUUCUAUGUGAACCCGGACAAAGUGCAAAAUACUGUCACCAGGACACAGAGUGGCUCUUCUCUGGUGGUGAGGAGGAUACAGGCUGAACCUACACAGGGACGUCUACAUGUUCCUCCUUUUGAUUUUUCUUCAGUGAUGUCUCACGACGUGCUUUAAAACACUUGAGAUGGCUUCACUGGAGCUUUACAGUAAGGGAGCCAGUGUGUGGAUUCCUGACCCAGAUGCAGUCUGGGUGUCAGCCCAGAUCCUCAAAGACUAUAGCCCUGGAGAGACACAUCUCCUUCUACAGCUCUCAGAUGGACAGAAGGUCCAGUACCCCGUGGAGACCACCUCGGAUCUCCCACCGUUGGGGAACCCUGACAUCCUGGAGGGAGAAAAUGAUCUCACGGCUCUAAGCUUCCUCCAUGAACCUGCUGUGUUGCACAACCUGCGGGUUCGAUUCCUGGACUACAGCAGCAUCUACACGUACUGUGGUAUUGUGUUAGUGGCUAUCAAUCCCUACGACCAGCUCCCCAUAUAUGGAGAGGAGGUGAUUGAUGCCUACAGUGGUCAGGACAUGGGCGACAUGGAACCUCACAUCUUCUCUGUGGCCGAGGAAGCCUACCGCACCAUGACCAGAGAGGAGAACAACCAGUCCAUCAUCAUCAGUGGAGAGUCUGGCUCAGGGAAAACAGUCUCUGCUAAAUUCACCAUGAGAUACUUUGCUGUGGUUGGAGGAGCAGCGCAGCAGACCAGCGUAGAGGAGAGAGUUCUGGCCUCCAACCCAAUAAUGGAGUCGAUUGGGAAUGCCAAAACCACUCGAAAUGACAACAGCAGCCGUUUUGGGAAGUACAUUGAGAUCGGCUUCGGCAGAAAAGGAGACAUCAUUGCAGCAAACAUGAGGACAUAUUUACUAGAGAAGUCAAGGGUUGUCUUCCAAGCAUCUGCAGAGAGGAACUACCACAUCUUCUACCAGCUGUGUGCCUCCAGGGAGCUGCCUGAAAUGAGAUCCCUUAAAUUAAAUGCUCCUGAUCAUUUUCGUUACACUAAUCAGGGAGGAGAGAUGCAGAUUCCUGGGACUGAUGAUGUGGCAGACCUGGAGCGCACUCGCAAUGCUUUCACCAUUCUGGGUGUGCAGCCUGACCAGCAGAUGGAGCUCUUCAGGAUCCUGUCAGCAGUCCUGCACCUGGGAAAUGUCAACAUCCAAGCCAGUGGGAGAAGUGCUGAAAGGAGUUACAUUGAUGCAGACGACCGCUCUCUGGCUGUCUUCUCCAAGCUGUUGGGAGUGGAGGGCCCUCAGAUGGCCCACUGGCUGUGCCACCGCAGACUUGCAAUAGGGGGAGAGAUGUUAGUUAAACCCAUGGCGGGUCAGCAGGCUCUAGAGGCCAGAGAUGCACUGGCCAAACACAUCUAUGGCCAGCUGUUUACAUGGACCGUCCAGAGGCUCAACUCUGCUCUGCGCACCCAGGGGGGAAAGACAAAGUCCUUUAUAGGGGUGUUGGACAUAUAUGGGUUUGAGACGUUUGACCGGAACAGUUUUGAGCAGUUUUGUAUAAAUUAUGCCAAUGAAAAACUGCAACAGCAGUUCAACAGGCAUGUGUUCCACUUGGAGCAGGAGGAGUAUAUCCGUGAGGAGCUGGCAUGGAGCAGGAUUGAGUUCAGUGACAAUCAGCAGUGCAUCAACCUCAUUGAGGGACAGCUGGGCCUGUUUGAUCUGUUAGAUGAGGAGUGCAGGAUGCCCAAAGGUUCAGAUGAGAGCUGGGUGAGGAAGCUGUAUGACCAACACCUGACCAGCAAGCCUCACCCUCAUUUCAGAAAACCUCGAAUGUCCAACAGUGCCUUCAUUAUUUUGCACUUUGCAGACACGGUGCAAUAUGAGUGUGACAGCUUUCUGGACAAGAAUCGAGAUACAGUGUUUGAAGAGCUCAUUAAUAUUCUCAAAGCCAGUCAGUCUGAGCUCGUGGCUGAGUUGUUCCAGCAGCAGGGAAAUGUGCCCUCUGUGGCCAAUGGAAGCGUUCGCACAGGAAAAAGAGCCGUCAGAGAGCACAAACUGACUGUGGGCUUCCAGUUCCGUCAGUCCUUACAGAUGCUGAUGGACACACUGAACAGCACCACUCCUCACUACGUCCGCUGUAUUAAACCCAACGAUCUCAAAGAACCAUUUAUGUUUGACCCCAGGAGAACGGUUCAGCAGCUGAGAGCCUGUGGGGUGCUGGAAACAAUCCGCAUCAGUGCUGCAGGUUAUCCAUCCAGAUGGACGUAUGAGGAGUUCUUCAGCAGGUACCGUCUCCUCCUUCGAGGUCCUCAGAGCCAGGAUCAGGCCCAGGCCUCAUGCAGACAGACUUUACCUGAGCUGAUCCCAGAUCAGGACCAGUACUGUUUUGGAAAGACAAAAGUGUUUUUCCGGGCAGGUCAGGUGGCUUUUCUGGAGAGGCUAAGAUCUGAGAGGCUGCGUGUCGCUGCUGUGAUCAUCCAGAGCCGGGUCAAAGGAUGGCUGGCAAAGAUCAGAUACACCAGGAUCUGCUGGGCUACUGUCACUAUACAGAGAUACAGCAGAGGAGCUCUGGCUAGACGACUGGCCCUUACUCUGCGCUACACAAAGUCUGCCUUAGUGAUCCAAAAGACUUACCGCAUGGUGGUGGUCAGACAGCUGUUCCUCAUGAUUCGACAGGCCACCAUCAGCAUCCAGGCCUUCACCAGGGGCACACUCGCACGUCGCAGAUACAGACAGUUGGUGGUGGAACACGCUGCGGUUCUGCUUCAAGCAAGUGUGCGUGGCUGGCUGGCGAGGAAGGCGUACAGGAGAGUACAUGCAACGGUGGUGUUCAUGCAGUGCUGCGUGCGACGCAGAGCUGCAAGGAGAGAACUGAUGAAAUUAAAGACUGAGGCUCGCUCAGUGGAGAAGUACAGAGAGCUCAACAAGGGCAUGGAAGUCAAACUGAUGCAGUUGCAGCUGAAAGCAGACCACGAGGCACGCGAGAGUGCUGCUUUGAGGGAGACGCUGCAUGCAGAGCGAGACGCCAGCGGUGCUGAGUUGGAGGCUUUGAGGGUGACGAUACAGAAACUUGAAAGUCAAAAGCAGGAGAAGCCGCAGCCCAGCCCCAUAAUCAGUGAGAAGGAGGUGGAGGAAAGGAGGAGAGCGGAGGAGAAAGCUGCUCGGGAGAUCUUUCAGCUCACUCAAGAGCUGCAAGCCCUGCAGAGAGAAAUGGACAGUUUCUGCAAAGAAAGAGAGGACCUUUCUGCUCAGUUGGUGGAACAAGAAAAAACCCAAGAAGAGUGUGUGCAGCAGAGUGUGUCACAGGCGUGUGCAGCUCUGAGGGCAGAGCUGGAUGAGGAGAGGAGAAAGUAUCAGGGACUCCUCAGAGAGUUUACCAGACUGGAGCAGAGAUACGACAACCUGAGGGAGAUGAGUCUGCUCACUGAGCGCACCCAAGGCCACAGGAGGACAGACUCUGCACAGAGUCUGAGCUUUGAGCCUCUCUCUCCCUCUAUUCCCACUCCGCUGUCACCACAGUCUCUCACCCCACUCUCCCUGUCACCCUUCCCAUCUGCCUACCCUUCUCCAGAGAUAGUCCGCAAGGUCAGCGUGACAUCUCCCUCCUUUGAGAGGAAAUUCUCAACCUGGGGAUCUGAAACACCAAUGGACCAGCUGAUGGAGAGGAUGGAUGUUGCCAAAGACCCGGCAGUGAAGAUGAAAGGGGAGGACCUGGCUCAUGCUUAUGACGCAGUACGAGUGGCCAACAAGUUUCUGGAAAGCCAGCUGCGGGGUCAGCAAAGUCAGUGGGAGGGGGAUCUGGAGGCUCUGAGGAGCCAGCUCAACCAGGCCAUCUCUGGUUCUUCCUCCACUGCAGAAAGACAGAAUCUGCAGGAACUGCUUGAGGCCAGAGAGCAAGAGUGUGUGAGAUUGAGGAGAGAGCUGAAGGAUCUGAGAGGCACAGUCUCACUCAGAAGAAUCCUAGCACAAGUUCUGCCAUCAGCUUUAACCACAGAGGCCUCUCCUGCUCCAUCCCAACCCAAAUCAGCUGCUGUCAGCGGUUUGUUGGAGUGUAGGAAGAGAGAUGAAAACAAGCUCAUCAAGAACCUCAUCACAGACAUUCGUGUUGACAGCGCCCUGUCCCUGCCUCCUGGCCUUCCUGCCAGAGUGCUCUUCCUGUGUGUUCGUCAGGCCGACUGCAGCGGAGAUCAGACUCAGGCCCGCUCACUCUGCAGCGCCGCUGUCACUGCCAUGAAGGCCGCUUUGAAGAAACACAGCAAUGAUGUAGAUAUGUCAGCUCUGUGGCUGAAAAAUGUCUGUCUGUUGCACGACCUGCUGAUCCAGCACUCCCCAAAGCAGACUCUUGAAUCAGAUGAUCUGGUCCCAUUGAACACUGAUCUGUCUGACUUGAUCCGCACUCUGAGUGACCUCUGCAUCCAGGCGUAUCAGCAGCUCCUCUCCAUCUCUGAAAAACGUCUACAAAACAUCAUAGUCCCUGCUCUGCUGGAGAGCGAGACCAUCCCCGGUUUGUCUGCCUCUGCUUCAAAGUUGGUAACUUCCAGAAAGCGAGCAGGGUCAGACCCCAGACCUGUGGGAAGGGACGCCCCCACUAUGGCGUCCGUGCAGCGGGAGCUUGGAGCUCUCCACACUGCUCUGACCCAUCAGGCUCUACCCCCGACUCUAAUGGAGCAGGCUUUCCACCAGCUCACCUACCUCAUCUCUGCGUCCGCCCUCAACAGUCUGCUGCUGAAGAAAGACAUGUGCAACUGUAGCCGUGGCAUGCAAAUACGCUACAACGUAAGCCUGCUGGAGGAGUGGCUGCGGAGCCGGGGUCUGCAGGCAGGGGGCGCUGUGGCCACACUGGAGCCCCUCAUCCAAGCUGUUAAGCUGCUGCAAGCAGGCAAAAAGACAGAGACGGAUGCACAGGCUCUGGUUCAAACCUGCACUGCUCUCUCCAGCCAGCAGAUUUCGAAGAUUCUGACCCUCUACAGCCCCCACAGUGACCUCGAUGAAAGAGUCACAGUGAAUUUCAUCCGUAUGGUCCAGGGUCUCCUUAAAGGCCGCUCUGACAGUCAGACUCCACAGAUCCUGAUGAUGGAUGUGAGGCGAGUGUUCCCUGUCACAUUUCCCUACUCGCCUCCCCCUGUCCUCCAUGCUGAGCAGUUAGUCAUCCCUGACUCCCUCAAGAUCUCCUUUCUGCGCAGGGCCUAAAGAACAAGAUGUCCAGCAGCAAACAUAUGAAUGUUUUAGCAAACUGAACUCCUGACCCCCUGGAUUUAGUCCUUUGAAAUUUUAAUCACUUCUUUGAGUCCUUGUGGGUUUAAUUAAUGUGCAUGAGAGCAGCUACUGUAUAUCUCAGUUCAGUGUUUGAAAAACAAGGAAUGAAAUGAAGCUUUUUUUUUUCUUCAUAUUUUAUUGGAAGCAGAAACACAAUGAGACUGCAGUCCCAGUCACCUCGACCUCCAAUAAGAACGACCAGAAUAAAAAAAAACUCAGAAAAUUAGAAACAUCUCGUGUAUAAAAAAAUUCUCAUGCGAGUACUUUGUACCACUACACAUCAUCAGUAAUACAUAUUUAUAUAUUCACAAACAUUUGAAAAAUAGAAAACAAUAAUAAAAUAUCAAAAUAAAAGGAGACAACAAUUGGCAGUUAACAUCAAAUAAUUAUGCGUGCUGGCACAAUACAUUUUUUUCUUUUAGUUUUAUUGUUCCUGUCAUGCACCAUUUCUGGAAGUACAGAACCGGCGUCGCUGUGCAGGCGGCUGAACGGAUCAUGCAUGUCUGUCCGCUUUGUGUCUGUGUGCUUUUCAUUGUGCUUCUACAUUUAUCCUCAUCCAAUACUUCUAUGUGCAUUCAACAUGCCAGUCCAUAACAACCAACCCGCAAACUGAGCCUCUGAAGGAGGAAGAGUUCCCUCCACUUAUGUAUCAUUGUCAACAGCAAUAAAGAAAGAUUUUUUUUCGUGGCA